AACCUUACACUGACCUCCUCCUCCUCCUCCUCUUCCUCCUCCUUCAGGUUCUUCUACGCCUUCUACUGGAUGAUCAACGCCGGCGCCUUCGUGGGACAGUUCAUGACGGCGCAGCUCCGGGACAGCGUGCAGUGCUUCGCGGACGACUGCUACCUCCUGCCCUUUGUCAUCCUGGUGGGUCUGAUGGCGGCCUCCACGGCGGUGUUCGCGGCGGGCCGGUCCCGCUACACCGAGGCGCCCCCGGAUAACAUGUUUGUGCAGUGUGUGAAGUGCAUCGGCCACGCCCUCAGGAAGCGCUGGGACAAGGACCGCAAGCCCGUCGAGCACUGGCUGGACCGCGCGCAGGACAGGUUCGACGGGGCGCUGAUCCGUGACGUGAAGGCCACACUACGGGUCCUCUGUCUCUUCUGCACCUUCCCUCUCUUCUGGGCGCUCUUCUACCAGACCUCCACCGGCAUGAUCUUCCAAGCCAAGCGACUGGACGGCCUCGUUGGGUCAUACCGCAUUCCACCCGAGAUGUCUUCCACUGUAAACCCCCUUUUGAUCCUCACCCUGAUCCCCCUCUUCGAUUUAGUGGUGUACCCCAUUCUGGACCGGCUCGGGGUGCUAACGAAAACAACGUCCAGGAUGAUCGUCGGCAUGUGCUUCGCUGUGUGCGCCUUCGUGGUCUACGCCUUCGUGAACAUCAGCGUCGAACAAGUGAUUCUGGGACCCGGUCAGGCAAGGGUUCAUUUCUACAACGCCUUAGACUGCCCAUCCACUGUGAUCCACCCGCCGGGCAUGGAGGUGGAGGGCAUGGUGGAGGUGCCCGCUGGUGGUGUUCACGUGCGGGAUGUGGAGUUAGGUGAGGGUGUGGACUCAGUGGAGGUGGUUAUGAAGGCGAUAUGUUACUCGGGCAAGGAGGAGGUGAGGGUGGUGUUGCCGGUGGAAGGGGCGCAUGAGUCCACCCUCCUUCUCGCCCCCUCCGGCCCCCUCCCCCUCCCCCCCACCCUGGACUACAUCAAGGACGAGGAUGCUGAGGCCAAGGUCCGCGUGAUCACCCCAGACCAGAGCAUAACGAACCUCACCCUAAAAUACGACACCAUACUCCAGCAUUUCACCCUUGAAGCAAACGCCCUCUGGUCACCCUUCAAAAGAAUCUCCCCGCAAGACUACUCCGUCCUCACUACGACCGUCGGCGACCUGGACAGCGGGGAGUCAAUCGGGGAGGCUUUAGUGCGGCAGGACGGAGUGUACGAUCUCGUGGUCAGCGCAGAAGGGAAGGAUCUGAGCGUGUUCCCGAUGACCCCGCCCGCUCAGGUGCAUAUGAUGUGGCUCUUCCCGCAGUACCUCCUCAUCACGAUCGGCGAGGUGCUGUUCUCCGUCUCCGGCAUGGACUUCGCGUACUCCCAAGCCCCCGCCGCCAUGAAGUCGACGCUCCAAGCCGCGAAUUUGUUUGCGAUUACGGUCGGCUUGUGGCUCUUCGCUGGCCUGACUUCGAUCGCGUCCGCCACGAAGUCCUUCGAGCACAGAGCCUCGCACGAAGCCUUCCUCUACGCCGCGCUCAUGGGCCUCAACACCCUCAUCUUCGUCCUCCUCCUCCGCUGGUACUACAGGAAGGACUCCGCUUCCUCCUCAUCGCCCUCAUCCCUCUCCUCCUCUCCUGGGCCUUCCUCUCCUGCGGCCUCUUCUGAGGAUAAUAAGAAAACUGAAGAGAAGGGGAAGAAUGAAGCGCAUCUCAACCCUGCUUUUGUGGACGAUCAUGCUGUGUAGAGAGAGAGAGAGAGAGAGAGAGAGAGAGAGAGAGAGAGAGAGAGAGAGAGAGAGAGAGAGAGAGAGAGAGAGAGAGAGAGAGAGAGAGAGAGAGAGAGAGAGA
Molecule: messenger RNA, 1855 nt
Organism: Eriocheir sinensis (Chinese mitten crab)
Lineage: Eukaryota; Metazoa; Arthropoda; Malacostraca; Decapoda; Varunidae
Product: solute carrier family 15 member 2-like
Exons: 5
Coding region: 70-1752 (560 amino acids)
Biological process (GO): transmembrane transport
Cellular component (GO): membrane
Molecular function (GO): dipeptide transmembrane transporter activity
Source: RefSeq, a predicted model, not a curated record